AUGUUGCUCCGAGAUGUCCUCACCCUGUUGGCUACGGCCCAAGUCGUCACAGCAGACUCGUCGCAUCCAGUGCACUUUCGCAAGGUCAAUGCCAGCACAGCCAGGAGCAUCAGUGCCUACAAGAAUCUCACGCUCCAUGGCGACGGAACGCUCGUGAAUGAGCAGGGCUUUUGGUUCUCCCACUUCAGCGUCGGCGCUAGCCGGAAUCUCGAGAUGCUGAUCAAUACCGGUUCCUCGGAUGCCAUUCUGAAUCCCGGCGUCUACGAUCCCAGCUCCGCCUCUCGCGAUCAAAAGCGGGAUUUUCACAUCUCGUACGCGACGGCAAAACCCGACGGUUCUGGAAAACUCUCCGCAUCGGGAAAGGUGUACCUGGACGUCGUCACGCAGCUUGGCGCCAACCUCACCGUCCUGCAGCAAGGCAUUGGGUUGAUUGACAAGCCCAAGACGACUCCCACCUUUCCCCACGACGGUAUCAUCGGCUUCGCCGGCGAGCGCGGCGCGUCCCUCCGAGAGAAGCCCUUCAUCCUCUCCCUCUGCGCCACGCAUGCACUCUCCGCGUGUCGCUUCGGCCUCUCCCUGCGCACCAACGGCACCGGCCAGCUGCACUACGGCACCGUGGCCACGGACGAGUUUGCCGGCGCGCUCACCACGGUCAAGACGGCCCGGGGCCGCCUCUGGUCCGUCAAGGGCGACGUCACGGUCAACAGAGAUAGGAUCUACAUUGGACUUCCACUGGUGACCGACUCGGGCACGACCGCCAUCUUUGGCCCGAGCAGCCUGGUUCGCAAGGUCUUCCAGGCCGCCCGCAUCAAAGAGGUGAAGACGGAGAACGGCUACGAGGGCCGCUUCAAUUGCAGCGACGCCCCUACCAUCGGCUUCCGCAUCGGGCGCAAGAUUUUCAACAUUGAUCCCAAGGCACUCGCCUUCAAGAAGGACGGCGACAACUGCACGGCUAGUCUAUUUGGCAUGCACAAAAAGUUUGGCGACAGAUGGAUCCUCGGCCAGGCUUUCUUCCAGGGUCGCUACAUUGACCACAACGCGGAAAACAAGACCAUGGGCUUUGCUAACCUCAAGGAAUAA
Cordyceps militaris CM01 is the source of this 1080-nucleotide messenger RNA. RefSeq names its product aspartyl protease. The coding region runs from base 1 to 1080 and encodes 359 amino acids. Gene Ontology annotation, biological process: proteolysis. The record is from RefSeq and is a predicted model, not a curated record. The transcript is spliced from 3 exons. Gene Ontology annotation, molecular function: aspartic-type endopeptidase activity. Lineage: Eukaryota; Fungi; Ascomycota; Sordariomycetes; Hypocreales; Cordycipitaceae.